CUCACCACAUCCCAGCCAUGGCCCUGGUUCUGUCGCUACUGCCGCUGCUGCUGUCGAGGGCUCAGGGGGACCCCGGGGUUUUCCUGGACGGCCGCCCAGGAGACCGAGUGAAUCUCUCCUGCGUAGGGGUCUCACAUCCCACCCGCUGGGCCUGGGCACCUAGCUUCCCAACCUGCAAGGGCCUGUCCAAAGGACGCCGCCCGAUCCUGUGGGCCUCUUCGAGCGGGACCCCCACCGUGCCUCCUGUCCAACCCUUUGCUGGCCGCCUGCGAGCCCUGGACCCUGGCAUCCGUCGGCUAGAGCUGCUCCUGAGCGCGGGGGACUCGGGCACCUUUAUCUGCAAGGGCCACCACGGGAACGAGAGCCGAAUGGUGCUUCACGUGUUGGGGGACAGGGCCUACUGCAGGGCCCCGGGGCCUAGCCGGGAGUCCGUGUAUCCCCCGCUCCUGAUCCCUCUGCUGGGCGCUGGGCUGCUGCUGGGACUCGGAGUGUUGGGCGUGGUCUGGUGGCAGCGCAGGCGCUCGUCCCCGCACCCGCACCCGCUUCGACCACUCCCCAGAUUUGCUCUGUUCCCCCUACAUAGCUCCACUAGUGAAAGCCGAGCCCCAGAGACCAGUAAAGGAGGAGGAGCCCCAUAUAGCAGAAGACCUGGACCAGGAGUCGAGCCUGCUCUAUGCAGACCUGGAUCAUAUGGCCCUCAGAAGAUCCUGCCGGUUGUCUCCAGUGGCCUCUGGUGAUUCCUCCACCAUCUAUGCGGUUGUAGUUUGAAGGAAAGCCCUUACUCCACACAUCAAAAGCUGGGAGCUCCCAGCUCUCCAUAACCGCCCUCUCCAGCUCUCCCCAGGAAAUGAAGGCACCAUGGGAUAGAAAUGAGCACUAGACUGGGAGUCAGGAGACCUGGCUUCCAGGCUGUGUCUGCCACUGAUCUUGCUCCUUCGGUUAUCCCAUCUCCUAUAACCUCCGUGUCUCCUUUACCACUGGUGUCCUCUCUAAACCUCAUCAAACCCUGUCUCCCCAUCUUAAGACAUCAGUCACUCCAAGAUAGUUGUCCCAUCUCUUCCCUCCCUUCCAGUCAAGCUCUUUGAACCAGGGACCUACAUCUGUCUCCUCCAUUUUAUUCUCCUUCACUCUACUCCCAUGAGAUUGCCAGUGAUUUCCAAAUGGCCAUACCUAGUAGACAUUCUUUAGCAUUCAUCUGGCUUGGCUUUUUGUUGUUGUUGUUGUUAAUCCUCACCUGAGGAUAUUUUUCCAUUGAUUUUUUUUUUUUUUUUUAAUAG
Molecule: messenger RNA, 1277 nt
Organism: Molossus molossus (Pallas's mastiff bat)
Lineage: Eukaryota; Metazoa; Chordata; Mammalia; Chiroptera; Molossidae
Gene: MPIG6B
Product: megakaryocyte and platelet inhibitory receptor G6b
Exons: 6
Coding region: 18-737 (239 amino acids)
Biological process (GO): platelet formation; integrin-mediated signaling pathway; blood coagulation
Cellular component (GO): plasma membrane
Source: RefSeq, a predicted model, not a curated record